AUGGAAGCUCUGGACGGAUGGCUCCACUUCCCCAUGCAUCAUGACAGCAUCAACCAUGACUUUGCCUUGAGAAGAUUUUGCCCUGCCAGGUUAGAGCAGGAACAAGGCCAACCGGGGCAGUGGGAGGAGGAGGACGACACAUUGUGGAUCCAGAUCCAUCCGCACUGUUCACCUAAUCGCGGCCCUGACAACACCCCUCACCUAGCUUCCUCAUCUGAGGUCGACGAGUUUGUCGAUAGCUUCAUCAACAUGGAAGAUCAUCAUAUCCACGACAAUGUGGGUGAAUUCGAUGGCACUGUCAUAUCCUUGGGUAAACUGGAAGAGGACAUCGGAGGAUUCUCCUCCUCCAUGGCAAAUGAUGCGCGCGGUGGCGAUCACCUCCCUCUCAUGAUCAACAACAUUGAAGGGGAUGAGAUGGACAUCAUCACAGAGGAGUCGAUUCAAAACUCCGAGAUUGGUCAAGGCAUGGUCAAUCAGGAGGCGAGCCAAGGGGUCGACCAAGGGCUCCACUUGGUCCACUCAUUGCUAGCGUGCGCUGAGGCGGUGGGUUGCCGAGACAUGCAACUUGCCGACUCUCUGCUCUCCCAAAUCUGGGGCUCGGUCACCCCACUUGGCGACUCUCUCCAGCGCGUUGCCUACUGCUUUGCCGUCGGAUUGAAGUCCAGACUCUCCCUUCUUCACAAUGUCAACAUGAAUGGCACUUUCUCCACAACUACCCCAACCAACUCACCAAAUGACAUGUCCCCCCCUCCCAUUACCAGGGAGGAAAAGAUGGAAGCUUUCCAACUCCUCCACCAAACCACUCCUUACGUCGCCUUCGGCUACGUGGCAGCCAAUGAAGCAAUUCAUCAAGCUGCUCAAGGGAGGGAUUCGCUGCACAUCAUAGAUCUAGGACUCCAACACACAUUGCUCCAGUGGCCCUCUCUGUUGAGAACUCUAGCCUCUAGGACAGAGGGCCCACCAAGAUCGCUCCGGAUCACGGGACUCAUCGGUGAUCCUGAUCACUCCCCAGUGGUGGAAUCUGCCAUGACAUCCCUCGCUCAGGAGGCUGCUUCGUUAGGUAUAACCUUGCAAUUCAACAUCGUGAUGGAUCCGCCGACCCCUUCGCUCUUCACCAGAGAGAAGCUCGGGAUAGUGGAAGGAGAGGCAUUGUACGUGAACAGCAUGAUGCAGAUGCACCAGUACGUCAAGGAGAGCCGAGGCUCGCUCAAGUUGAGCCUCCAGGCCAUCAGGAAGCUUGGGCCGACCCUACUGACGGUGAUCGAGCAGGACGCGAACCACAACGGGCCCUUCUUCCUAGGGCGGUUCCUGGAGUCGCUCCACUAUUACUCGGCCAUAUUUGACUCGCUGGAGGCGAGCCUGCCUAGGAGCAGCGUGCAGAGGAUGAAGAUAGAGGGGAAUCACUACGCGGAGGAGAUAAGGAACGUGGUGGCGUGCGAGGGGUCGGAGAGGAGGGAGAGGGGGUGGGUCUGGGGAAGUGCACGAGCCGAGCAAGGAUGA
Messenger RNA from Rhodamnia argentea, 1500 nucleotides. RefSeq names its product GRAS family protein RAD1-like. Gene Ontology annotation, molecular function: DNA-binding transcription factor activity; sequence-specific DNA binding. The record is from RefSeq and is a predicted model, not a curated record. Gene Ontology annotation, cellular component: nucleus. Gene Ontology annotation, biological process: regulation of DNA-templated transcription. NCBI's taxonomy places the organism in Eukaryota, Viridiplantae, Streptophyta, Magnoliopsida, Myrtales, Myrtaceae. Bases 1 to 1500 code for a protein of 499 amino acids. The transcript is spliced from 2 exons.